Molecule: messenger RNA, 9567 nt
Organism: Podarcis muralis (Common wall lizard)
Lineage: Eukaryota; Metazoa; Chordata; Lepidosauria; Squamata; Lacertidae
Gene: LZTS1
Product: leucine zipper tumor suppressor 1
Biological process (GO): regulation of dendrite morphogenesis; regulation of synaptic plasticity
Cellular component (GO): dendritic spine
Source: RefSeq, a predicted model, not a curated record
GCCUCUCCCGCCUCGCCAAUUCCGCGCAAGUGGCGGCGCGGCGCGAGAGGAGCAGCAGCCCUGGCCGGGCCCGCGGCGAGAGGAGGAGGCGCGAUCGCCCGAGCUUGGCGCUCCGGAGGCGGCAGCAGGCUGCAGCGGAGAGGCAGCUUCAGGUUUAUUGCUCCUUGGCACAGCAAGGCUUCUGCUAUGACCACAACACCAGCCUUCUCUCCCGACAGUGAGGACAUUCUCUUAGAAGACCCACCCAGGGUGCCCUCCCUUCUGUGCAUGCCCUCCACCCAGGACCAUCAUGGGAAGUGUCAGUAGCCUCAUCUCAGGCCACAGCUUCCAUAGCAAACACUGCCGGGCAUCCCAGUACAAGCUGCGCAAGUCUUCCCACCUGAAGAAGCUGAACAGAUACUCAGACGGACUGUUGAAAUUUGGCUUCUCUCAGGAAACUGUUCACAAUAAGUCCAGCUCCAAGGGCAACAAGAAUGAGGACUUUUUUUACAUCAAGGUCAACCAGAAGGCUCACCGGACGGACUACACCCCGCUGUCUGGGGGGGAGCUGGGAGGCCAGGCUGGGAGGAGCAGCGUGGACUAUGGCACCCCGACACCACCCAAACUGAAGCCAGUCUCCAACCAGAUAGAACUAGCCACUGACAAGAGUGCUACGAGGCCCACAGCCUUCAAGCCUGUGCUCCCUCGCUCCAGCACAGUCCUCCACUCCUCUCCAGAGCACGGCAACCAUGUUCCCCAGAAGCUCCAAUCGCAGGAGAAAGCCAAGGAUCUGGACGCCAAGCCUGCUCUGUGCUCCGGAGGACUGUCAGACUCAGGAAGAAACUCCAUGUCUAGCCUCCCCACGCACAGUACAGCCAGCAGCUACCAGUUGGACCCCCUUGUCGCUCCCGUGGGACCCAUCAGCCGAUUUGGGGGCUCUGCCCUGAACAUCACUCAGUGCGCCAUCCUGCAGGACAGUAACAUGAUGAGCCUGAAGGCCUUGUCCUUCUCGGAUGGGGGCACCAAGAUCCUGAACCCUGGCAAAAUGUCUGCCGCUCCCCACCCGGGCGAGAAGAACUCCUGCGUCCGCUCGCCCAUCUCAACGGAGGAGUCGGCCAUCCAGGAGCUGGAGCAGAAGCUUCUGGAGAGGGAGGGGGAGCUUCAGGAGCUGCAGUGCAGCUUUGAGGAGAAGGAGAUCACCUCCUGCCAAAGCUACGAGGAAAAGCAGAGGCGCUGCAGGGAGGAGAUGGAAGGGCUGAAGCAAAAAUGCAACAGCAGGCUCAAGCAGGCGUCACAGAAGAGCCACAGGACCCAGCAGCUGCUGCAGCUGCAAGUCUUCCAGCUGCAGCAGGAGAAGCAGCAGCUUCGGGAGGAACUGGCCAACCUGAUGAAGGAGCAGGACCUCCUAGAGGCCAAGCUGAGGUCCUAUGAGAAGGAAAAGACCAACUUUGCCCCAGCGCUGGAGGAGACUCAGUGGGAGGUGUGCCAGAAGUCUGGUGAAAUCUCUCUCCUGAAGCAGCAGCUGAAGGAAUCCCAGACAGAGCUCAACAGCAAGACCAACGAGGUCCUCAACCUGAAAGCUCAGCUGAAGGACGUCCGGGCAAAGAUGGAAUUGCUAGAUAUGAAAAUCCAGGACCUGGAAGAUUCCCUGCGCGCCAAGGCUAUGGAGCUGGAGGUGUGCGAGAACGAGCUCCAGCGCAAGAAGAACGAGUCGGAGCUUCUGAGGGAGAAGGUGAACCUGCUGGAGCAGGAGAUCGCAGAGCUGCGGACGGAACUCACCAUCCUCAGGGAGCAGAUGAAGUGUGGGGCGGCCUCCGCGGGCCUGGAGGGGAGCAUGACGGAGGAAGCGCAAGCCCUAUGGCGGGAAGUGGAGAAGCUGAAGGCCGAGCUGGGGGAGGCUCAGGAUAGCAACCAGCAGAUGACGGCCGGCUUCCAACAGGAGCGGCAGACCUGGAAGGAGGAGAAGGAGAAAGUCAUCCACUACCAGAAGCAGCUGCAGCAGAGCUACCUGCACAUGUACAAACGGAACCAGAACCUGGAGAAGAUGCUCCAGCAGCUGGCCUCAGGGGAGGAUGGCAAAGAGCCUUUAGACCUUGACCUCCAUGGAACUGAUGUCCCUUAUGAGGACAUCAUUGCCACUGAAAUCUGAAGGGUUCUGCGUCGUCUUGCCCGCUCUGGAGAGGAGAUGCGUCUUUCAACUGGGGGGGAGGAGAUUGUGUGUGUACAGUCCAGGAGAACCACCUGUUUUCUUGGUUGAGGUCCUUUGCCUGGCCAAAAUGGAUCGCCAGCUGUUGUCCUGCCAUAUGUUAAUGGUGUGAGGCACCAACCCCAACCCUGUCAUGCCCAAUGCAUCCUUCUGGGAGCGCUGUCCCGACUAGAGCAUCCCAGUGAAAAAUAAAAAAGGGAAGUGGGGGAGGGGGGCCUUACCAGUCGACCAUUCUGUCAGGAUAGAAUCAAAGCAGCAGCUGCUUUCAGUGGAGAAUAUGCAAUAAUCUCCAUGCCAAUUACCACAGGUGGCUGCUUCUUGCCCAUGACCCAGAUAUCAGUUCCCAAGGGCUACUGGAGUGCCAGCCAUAGCAAAUGCCAUUAUAGCUCUCCUGCAGCCACUAAACUAUGGGAUGAGGCCUGUUCAUGCUCCGCAAGCCUCUCUGUUGCCAUGUGAGAAGACAUUUUUAGGGGGAAAGUGCAGGAUUUGGCCACUUGUUCCUUUGUUAGAGUCCGUCAUCACAGGCUGUCAAGAAUAUCCUGCAAAUUCUUAUUGACCAGGGAUACGUAAGUGGUCAGGGCCGGCCCUACUAUUAGGCAAUGUGAGGGAUCUGCCUCAGGUUGCAGAUGCUGAGGGGGCCAGGAGUGGUGGAGAGCUGUGUGUGCCAGGCAGCCUGUCCUGCAGCUCCUAAGGUGCCCUGUUGCCCUCAGGUGUGGUGGAAGACACCAUAGUUGAAGCAAAAUUCAGUUGCCUGCCCGUCAGCUUCUAUACAUGGAAUACAGAGACAAGAAUAUAUCUUGUCCUUUUCCUCAGAGAGGAUAGCAAUAGGAUUCUGAGAUACUUGGGGAUCAGAUGGAAUGUAAGGCAUUUAUGUGUUUUCUCAUCUGGGAGAGAACAACCCUGUUCCACUGGUUGCCUGUGGAGAACCCUCUUUCUCCAGCAUACUUCUCCGGUCCAAAAUAAUGGGCUAGUGUUCUAGGCUACUAGAAGCCAUAAACUGGCAAAUCAGCCACCAGAUCUUCCUUGUCAUUGCUUGGCAUUGCCUCUUCCAUGAGCAAGUAAAAGCUGAGAGAGAGGUCUAUUUUUAUUUAAUGUGGGAGUGGGAACUGAAAUGGUGUGUGUGUUGAAUGGGAAUGUUUAUAUUCAGUUAUCGAAAAUGUGAAUAUUUUUAUGGAGUUUUUGGGAAGGCUUGUUUUUGGCAAAUAUCUCGUGUUUACCGUCCGCAUUACCUGUCCUCUGUUUUGCCAAUAGGGUUCAGUCUGCACUAUUUCUAACAGUAUUGCGCCUUUUAAACAGUCAUAGUUCUCCCCAAAGAAUCUUCGAAGCUGUAGUUAAGGGUUUCUGAGAGUUAUUGAGAGACACCUAUUCCCCCUGCACAGCUACCGUUCUCAGAGUGAUUUAACAAUCAGCCCUUCUUCCUGGUGAACUCCCGUAAUUAUAACUCUUUGAGGGGAAUAGGGCGUUUCCUAACAACUCUGAUCACCCAUAACAUACUAAAGUUUCCAUGAUUCUUGGGAGGAAGCUAUGCUUGCUUAAAAUGGGAUGAUGCAGCUUUAAAUGAAGGGUGCAGGUGUGACCUUCAAAGGGUAUUUUGAACCCACACGAAACCACCCCCUUCCUUUAGUGAGACACCCCAGGAGCUGUGAAAUGCAGAUGGAAUAGGACAGAGGAAGGACUAGGCCAGAGUGGUACAGCAAAGUGGAGUUCUUAAAGUAGUAAUUCUGGAACACAAACAGUUGGAUCGAAAGGUUUAAAACUCUCUUCUUCUCAGGGGCAAAAGAAUUGAUCAGUUAACAAUCCAAAGCAGCACCUGUUCCAGACAGGCGCUUGUAAGUUCUCUGCCUUUGUAUGGAGCUCAUCGUCCCAAGAGAGCCCCAAACCAACCAACUACAAGCUAGCAGAGAACCUGCUUCUGCCCCACUGGCUGUGGAAAGAGCCUGCCGGUUGCCAGGGCGACACAGGGCAGGCUGUAUCUCAGUUCACCUAUUCUUUUAUAAAAGUGCAAACUAGGUAGGCUACCUUUUAAAUGUGAACUAAAUUGAAUUCCACCUCCAUCCCUAGUUGCUGCUGUGAAACGUACAGCAAACUUCUUGCAGGGUGCAGCCCUGCAUGGUAUGUCCCACCUCAUUCGACUUUCUGGAGGAAUAGAAAGGAUGCCAGUCCGGCUUGAGAUAGAAUGCUUCCUCCAUUCCUCCUCUGUGGGGAAAAGCUCCGCAGAUCACUCUCAGCCUGCAGUGGUGAUUAAAAGAAUCACUCUUGGGCUUGUGAACACGAAGCCCUGACAGUGUUACCGUCCCCUCUUCUCUGCCUGCCUCCCAGCCAGCUAAUUGGGUUUAUGCACAUAUGUUUCUGAUUAGCAGAAUUUGCAUUGUUAAUUGCAGCCUCAAAACCAGCCUGCUCCCUGGUGGACCACCAGUGACCCCAUGGGGUUAAUUACCUCUGAGUGGGAGGGGCUUGGUGUAGCCUGCUUGCCAUAUCCUGCUGAUCCGAUCAACUUUCCCCAGUGCCUGCCUCCUGUCUUUCUCCUCCCCUCCAUCUACCUCACCUAAGGGCAGGGGACCAGCUGUUGGCAGACCUCAUUAAACUGGGAGCCUGUUUUCCUAUUUAAGCCUCAAAGGCAUCUUUUGUGAGAGGGCAGAACACCUCCAGUACAAUUUUGCAUUUGCCCCAAAGGCUUAGCUCAGCUCCUCCAGAUGACCUGUUUAUUGAGCAUCCCCUCAUGAUUUGUGCCUAAACAGAAGUUAGGCUAUGUCUGGUCUUCAUUCGAACAUUCAUUCUGAUUUCUUUGCCAGGAGAUUAUACAACGAUUAGCAUUGGUCCUUAAUUCAUCCUGAUUUGGUGGUAAUAAUUGUUUGUUCAUCCCACAUUUGCCAGCACAUCUCCCCAUCACUUUCCCAACUACAAAAAGUCAGUUUGGUGAGGUGGGUGGGUGUUUAAGUAGAUGUGUUACACUCGGGCGACUGAGUGCUUUAAUCAACUUUAAUUGUGCAAUCCUAAAUUUCAGUUGUGCUCCUGCAGAAUACUGACAGUGUGGAGGUGGCCUGUGUUUGGAUCACCAGGUGCAAUUUUAUUUUAUUUUUCUAAAAGUGUAGUGCCUGUAGUAUUUUCCUUCCAUAAGUAAUGGAACGAGGGAUUAACUAUAAAAGAGGCAGCGGGUGUUCCCUUCACAUAUUUCCCGUUACCCCUUGCUCCCCUAGCUUUUGGUCACAGCACAUUAAGAUCUUUGGCUGCACCGACAGUUUAGGAAACUUAGCAGGUGGCUUAAAGAAGCCUUGUUUGUCUGCUUCCACGCUCCACCGCAUCUACAAGCAGAAACUUCCAAAAGAGAGCAAUAAUUUGUCAUGUAAAAGAAUUUGAUCUCACCAGUUCCCUUCCUUGUCCCCCAUCCGCACCAGUGGUUUGAGCUGAUUGUGUACAAAUAUUUUGAAGUCUUCUUGAGAACACAUUCAUUCCCACAGUCUCACUGCCAAUGGGGAUGAUGAUUUGAGCAUUUCAAAUCUGAAUGGUGAUUAUGUAAUACUGAAAGCAGCAAUGACAGCAACUCUACUAGUGCUUUAAAAUAAACACAUGACCCUAACUGUGCGGCCAGGUAAAUUAGUCGUUGUGGUCUUCAUAUCGGAGAACACAAAAAACAAUGACAGGAGUUUGCAGCAGGUUAUUAUUAUAAUAAUAUAUUUUUACCCUUCUUUCUUUGAUCAUGAUUUCCAUUUUCUUUUGAGACAUUGGGCUCCCUUCCCUGACCUUGAGUUUUUAUGAGUUGACAUUUUUUGUGUUUAGGUGCCACAGUAAACUAUGGUUUAUUGUGGUGGGAAUGAGACACACUGAGUCUUAGAAAGGAGAUUGGAAGGCUUUUUUCCCUUCUGUUUUUAAUUGACUACAACUUGGUGCAUUAUCCAAACCUGAGAACCCAUUGUUAAUCUCAACAAUGAUUUGUUUUGAACAGGUCAACUUAAAGCCAUGAUUUAUUAAAAUGCCCUGCUCCAAACAUGUCCUCAUCUGCUCCCUAACCGUGUUGACUUUUAACAAGCAUGUAUUUGGAACUCUGCAGAGGAAAAGAGGCUGCAGAAAUUUUUAAUAGCGAAUCAACUUGAAUCCACUCUUUUCUGCCACUUCUCCAUUCAAAUGGAAAUCACCUCUGAGUAGACAUGUGUAGGGUUGUAUUGUUUAUCUUCUCCCUCUACCACCCUGGCUGCUUUUUCUUUUUGUAAAGAAAAUCACCCAUCAGGGUUUAGUUAUACACAUCUUCAAAUAAUGCUUAGUUAGAACUUCAGCUGGUCACUAUGGCAUUCUUUGUAGCAUCUGUAACUAGCAGAAACAGCCUUGCAAAGCCGGUGGUGGUUUCUAGCUGCCUUGAAGAUCAUUCGCAGGAAAACAUCCUGACUGGGAACAAGUCCACAGCUAUGCCAUCUCCCCAGUUCUUCCCACUUCCUUGUUAUUAAAGGAUGAGGCCGCAGUCUGUUGUAUUCCUUCUGUUCCUAUUUGCUUUCCAAAAUCAGGAUUCAUGCCAUUAAGAAUUGCAAGGAGUCCAUAGGAAAUUACUUUUCUCCUGUCUAUAAAAAAUUGUUGGACUCCAGUUUACCUCUGAUCAUUUUCAAAUCCCCCUCAAUACGGAUUAGAGACUUCUGGUUUUAAAACUAGCACCUAAGAGCUUCAUGUAAUUUUAAGAAUGAGAGGUGGGGAGAGAUGCCAGGAAGCUGUCAUUGGCCACAUAUAUGGUACAAAAUAGAUGUGGAUAGUCAAUUUGAGCAUGGUGUCCCUCCACACUCAUGUUGCAUAUGUGCUUAACCUGUAAUGUGUGAAGCAGAUCUUAAUUUGCAAGUGAUUUCUAGAGCUCUGCAUUUUAGCAGCGUACGAGGCCUUGAAUUAGAAGGCUGAACACAAUGGCAUUCCUCUUUUCCUGAAGUCUUGAGACAAUGCAGGCUCCCAACCCUGUGUUCAUAAACAUUUCAUAAACAUUAUGCUAGAGAGGACCCGUGACAGGGAGAACUUAAUCCUUUCUCCACCCACUAACUUUCUGUGCAAAUAUUUCCCUAACCCCCCCCCCACGCAUUGCUUUUCACACACACACAGCUGUACUCCAAGACUCAAAGUGUGCCACCCUCCCACAACUGCAAUGCCUUGAUAAACACACAGGUAUUUGUUGAGAAAAUACUGUAGUGACCUAAUAUAACCACACACACUCCCCCUCCCCCCAAAAACUCCACCCUGGAUUGUAUGAAGGCUGUAUUUGGGUCAAUAUGCUACAUCACCCUGCCCUAAGAUGAAAACGAGCCCUUAUACAUCCCUGUUGCUGAACCCAGAUUGCGCCCAAGGAAGGUCCCUCUCCACGGGGUUCAAUUUAUAUCUGAAUCCACUGGGUGGUUUACUACUGAAAUCAGGGCCGCCUUUAGCAGGUGCGGCGCUGGGGUGCAAAUAUCUGCCCAGCGCCCCCAAAUUACCGCAGAUAGUGUUGGGGUGGCCAUAGCUGCACACUGCCAGCCAUCUGAGGGGGGCACAACUCUCCCCCAUGCCACUGCAGGAGAGUGAUCCGCGCAGAGGUUUGGGAGUGAAGUUGCACCUCUCCCAAGCUGCCUCGGGAGGAGAACGAUCCUCACAGCGGCUUGGUAGUAAAGUUGCGCCCCUCCCAAGCCUCCGCAGAAGGAGAGCGCAGCUUCCCUCCCAGGCCUCCUUGGGAGGAGAGCAAUCCCCGCAGAGGCUUGGGAGGGAAGCUACACACCCACCAACCAUAUGGUUGGGCCACAGCUGGCUGGUGUGCAGGGAAAGGGGAGGGCGCCAGCAAAGCCGCGCAGCUCCCCCAUUCGCUGGGGCGCCCCAUAGAGGCCAACAACCUGGCGCAACACACCACUAAGCAAACUGGCCCUAUUGCUACUACAAGUGUUGCUCUAGCACAUGUGUGAGUCCAAAGCCAUCCCCACUUAAUAAAGAGCCGAUCUGUUUCUAGAGCACACGUUCCCAGCUGUAAAGCACAGCCUUAAGUCUUGUGUGCAAGUUCUCACCCUGGGUGUGAACCUAGAACCACCAUCACUAGUAUUUUCAUAGCAUUUUUCAUUCGGAGGAUGCAUUGCUGUCUUACUUUGCUUGCCCUCCUAACAAAUUUGAGAGGCCGCCAUGAUUAGUCCCGUUUUACCAAUGAAGGUAAGGAGCAGUACUUUCUAGGCAAAUGAGACUAGCACUGGGUGCUAUAGUCGCAUGUGGUGGCAUUGCUUUUGUAUAAGCACUAUUUCCUACCCUCAUCUCUAAAAUGGGAAUAAAUGUGUGACGUACCUCUCAAAUAGAGGACGGGAACUUGUGGGCCUUGGGGCCAAAUGUGGUCCUCCAAGCCUCACUUUCAAGCAGAGGCAUCAAGUUCUGCCUAACUUGGGCAGGUCGGAGGUUUGUCACAUGCAUGUGACUUCACAUGUGUGACACACGCAUGUGAUGUCACGUGCAUCAGGAAGAAGCUGCAAGACCUGCCCCAAGGAGGCCCGGCCCCUCAAGAGUGAGGGGAGAGCUCAUCCCCAUCCCCACAUACUUUCCUGAGGUGUCCUCAGCCCCGUAGAGUUGGUGUCCAUGCUUUCAAGUCAGCUUCCAUUCAGUCAGCUAGCCCAGUCAGUGUUUUUUCUGGGUGUGGGGCAGCCAUUUUGUCCUUCACCAGCUCUGAUACACAUUACAAGUCAGACACAACUGUCCUGUGAUACAGAAGAAUGAUGUCCGUGCCACAUCUGGACCACUUCUAAUAUGGACUAGAAUUCCCCCUGCGCCAAUAUUUCGUAAGCAUGGAUUAAAAGUAUGCUGUGAUGGGGAAUCUAUGCCCUUUUCUUAUUUUGAGGGGCCCUUGGGCUGGGUGCUCAAGCCUAUAUUUUUUUCACCCCUCUUUCCUCCUCGCUGUUUCCGCUGCUCAUUUUAUGCGCCUCUCCUCCUCUGUCAUAUAUGCACCAACUCUGAGAGGAGGCGAGAGGAGUCAAGUUUGUGGAAGGUACUGGUCCACCUUGCUCAUUUUGCCCCUUGCUCAAGGCGGAGGAGGAUUGCAAGGAAGCUCUGAGGAUUAGCAAUGGAGCCCUAACAGGUGUGGGCCUCAGCAGGAGCCCAACAGUGCCAAAGCUUGCCACCAGUCCUUCCUGUUGCUGUUCAAAUUGCUUUGAUUGUGACUUAGGGAUGGAUGAAUCUGUGAUUUUCAGUUGCAGCUUCUCAUUAUACCUUCAGUUCUCCACAUGUCUGCAGAGGUUUGCGAAACACUGGUCCUUGCUAAAAUUCAUCUGUAUUUUAGUGUGCAUGUCACCUAACAAUACAUGCACAUUUUUUGCAAGCCAUUUCCCCUGGUAUGAUGCAUUUUUAUAUGUUAUUUUCACCAAUGUAUGCAUUUCACUCCACACUUUCCAAUAAUGUAUGCAUUUUUGUACACA